Molecule: messenger RNA, 2467 nt
Organism: Dinoponera quadriceps
Lineage: Eukaryota; Metazoa; Arthropoda; Insecta; Hymenoptera; Formicidae
Product: zinc finger protein 260-like
Exons: 1
Coding region: 233-1126 (297 amino acids)
Biological process (GO): regulation of transcription by RNA polymerase II
Cellular component (GO): nucleus
Molecular function (GO): DNA-binding transcription factor activity, RNA polymerase II-specific; RNA polymerase II transcription regulatory region sequence-specific DNA binding
Source: RefSeq, a predicted model, not a curated record
CACUGUUGGUCACGUGACUUGCUGAAAUAAACACGGUGAGCGCGUUGCGAGCACGCAUGGUUCAUCCGGCAAUACCUAGAUUGAAUCCUGAUGUUUACUCGUCGUUCUUGAUCGUCGUGAGAAUGCUUUAAUAGGAGAAUUACGUUCUAUUAUCGUCUGAAUAAGGUUAGUCAUAUUCAAAAUCGGCCAUACUUUCACGCUUAAGAUUCAUCACAGCGACAAAACUAUAAACAUGCCGAUUGAGUGUAAAUAUUGUCACAGACAAUUCGAAGACGACAACUAUCACAUGACCCACCGAACUAUCUGCGUCAAAAAGAUGCGGAAAAAUAGGAAGCAAAGCUUGGACAGCAAGUGGGGGAAGUAUAAAUGCUCCAAAUGCAACAAGCAGUUCAUGACGAGGCAAAAGAUGUUAUGCCAUCAAUGGAUCCACAGGAAAAAGCAACACUUGUGCAAGACGUGCGGCAUGCAAUACAAGAAGCAGUCUGAGCUGAACGUGCACAAACUGUCGGCACAUUUGCUGGAGAAGCCGCACGCUUGCUUAAAGUGCGGCAAGAGCUUCGUUUCGCGUCAAGAUUUCUGGGAACAUGACAAAACACACAAAACCAAUCCGGCGUGUUUUCAAUGUAACGAGUGUUUAAAAAGCUUCUCGUCUCGUCAGGGAUACCUAAAUCACGAGCUCACGCACACGGGCGAGCGUCCGCAUAAGUGCAAAGGUUGCUGGAAGUCCUUCCGAGACCAGAGCACUCUGAAGAAACACGAGCGUAUCCACACCGGUGAGAAACCGUACGUGUGUCCGUUGUGCUCGCGGGCGUUCAAUCAGAAAGUGCUAUUGCGCGAACAUGUGCGCUGGGUGCAUGUCGCGGUCAAAACCGAGGUGAAUGGUUUGUCGUAUCAGUGUUCACUGUGCAAAGCUUUCAUUGAAGACCGCGACGAACUCUGCGUGCACAUCGUCAGACAUUCUGAUCAGAUGGUAAAUCAGGUUAAGGUGAAGACCAACAACAGCCACCAGGAAUCGAAGUCGUCGUCGUCGUCGUCAUCAUCGUCAUUAUCAUCGUCAUCAUCGUCAUCAUCAUCGUCGCCGCCGCUUCGUCGAAGCCUUCGUCCUCGUCAACGUCAAGUUGUGUAGCGUGAAUACGUUAAACAGCAAGUACGGUGCACUGGAGCAUUUUGUCUCGAACACCGAGCAGAAUGAGGUCCUGCUAUUAAUUACGGAGAACGCGGACAAUCUGCACGUGAUGGACAUCAAGGAGGACGAGAACAUCUAUAUUUCACAUGUCGAGAAUCGCCGGGACUCUCCUAGAUAUGAUUGCCGGAGGAUCCAUAUUAUACAAGUGAUACAAGGCAGUCGAUGGUAUCUGCAAAGAAGUCCGCAGGCGGCGCGCUCGUCGGGACGGUCAGGCACGAAGAGAUGACGGCAAUGCAUCUGAUUUAGGUCUCCCCCGGCAAGCAGAACGCUCUUAACAUGGUAUAUAAUCAGAGCGAGUCGCUGCCGGUGUUGGCUAUACUGAACCCACAAUGAUUACUCUAGUCAAAUCGUACAGAUGAGCGACGCAGACACGCCAAUGAUAGCUUACUAGAUGCAGCAGCUCAAGAAUGGGAAGAGCCGACAGAGCCUGGCUGAUGCAACCAGGACAAACAGAAUCACUUGUUGCAGGGGAAAGUUUCUCGGACGGCAGUUAUUCAGGUAAUGGAGUACCAGCAGCGGGAGAGCAACGAGAAGUUCACUUGUGAAAUCUGAGGAGGGAUUCCAUGAGAAGAACACAUUAAGAUUCACGUGUAAUCGUCGUUGUUGUACUCUGCUACUUUUUUUUCGUUUUUUGGGUUUUUAAUCUCCGCACGCUGAUCGUUCCACAACGUGUAACAUUCCAAAAUAGUAACGAAAAUAGCAAUGAGUGGCAAUAAUUUCUUACUGCCAGUGUCACCUUAAAUCGUGAUCCUUCUGAACUUGCUAUCCUGGAUUAUGCAUCGACGUGUAUUAGUAAUUUUUUUUUUUUACAUCUAAUUCGAGCGCUAAUUUGAUUGAAUUCCUGAUUUUUUUUUUUUGUGAAACUGCAAAUGAGAUUAUUGUUGCAGCAAACAAUUGCGAACGAAAUGCUAAUAUUUUCUGCACUAAAAAAUUAAUGUUUAAAAGUGUCAGGUGUAAGGUUUGCGUAGAUUAAAUUGUAUGAGAUUCAUCAGCUAGAAACAUUUUCAGUUAGUCUGUAUUACAUUGAAGUAUUUAAAACUGAUUUUUAGAAAUGGGAAGAAAGUGGAUAAUAGAAAUACAGCAAUAUAGAGUAAGGUUUUUUGUGAACAAAAGGGUUGCAACCCUUUUUUUGGAUAAGUUGCGAAGCAUCCAAUCCAAUAGGAGAAUGUGUUUUUUAGUUAUUUUCAGGAGAUAUUUUUAUUGGGUAUGAAAUUAAUUGUGAAAAGAAAAAAGUGUUGCAAACUUUCCAUUCACGACUGCAUAUCAUAUAAUAAUAUAAUA